Messenger RNA from Microcebus murinus (gray mouse lemur), 4264 nucleotides. NCBI's taxonomy places the organism in Eukaryota, Metazoa, Chordata, Mammalia, Primates, Cheirogaleidae. The record is from RefSeq and is a predicted model, not a curated record.
AAAAAAAAUCCUGGAAUUGUGAAGGCAUUUGGAGGUCUAUCUCCCGCUUCUCUCAGGAUGAAGAAAUGACCAACGGAAGGUCAGGUCUUAUUAAGUGGUGGCCGUGGCAGGCCGAGAGCACGGUAGCUGGGAAGAAACCCACCCUGUACUAUAAACCCACUGUAUCCCAGUACAUUUGGCCCUCACAAGAUUAGUUCUGACUCUGCCUUUCCUUAUAGCUGAAGGGAUAGAAAUGCUCAGAGAGGGUCUUAUCUAAGGUCACAUGUUCUGGAUCAGAAGGCCUCAUUAGAGAGGGCUGAGAAUACGGAUGGAUUUGAACAAGAUAGGGAAGCUUACUUAGUCCAUCCUGUUGCCGUCUGUUGACUGUAAGCAAUCCCCAAAGAGUUGUCUCUCAUCUCUGCCUUCAAGAUGAUGGAGAAUGUGCCGGAGCUUCUUGGCAUGCUUUAUCAAAUUUGAAUAAAACAUUUGAUUUGAUUUCACGGGCUUGCAUGGAGGGACGCCACUCGGAGCUUUUCCUUCUGUUGGUCAUCUUGGCACAGCUGGCUGGCCCUCCAACCUUUCCAGGCUGUGGAGGAAGCAGUUGUGCUUGGGCCCUCGGGGGGCCACAGGUUAAAGGGCAUGAUCAUUCUGAGCGUAAGAUCAAGGCCGUGUUUGGCAAAUGGUCCUCGUAGUUUCCAAGUUUGGGGCUCCUGGAAUGAACCUCAUUGGCAUAGGAUGGAGACAGGCGGGACCUGUGCACUGCUGGCAGCUAUGAGCCCUGUCGUGGCCAGAUGGGAGCAUACACCACCUGCCGUCGGCCGCUAAGCCUCAGCUCUACACCUGCUCUCAGCUUGGCCGAGGGAGGGCCUGUCUCUUGCUGGCUGCAUGGUCAUGAGUGACUGUACCUCUUCAAACCUCAGUUUCCUUUUCUGUAAAAUAGGGACAUUAAUAGUACCUCCUGGUCAGGAUUGUCAUAGGGUUAAGUGAGGUGACACACGUAAAGCUGUCAGUACACUGCCUGGCAAAGCACAGACAUGCUCUAUUAUGAUGCUGCUGCUGAUGAAAAGCACUCAGUGUGUGGCGCUUGUUGCCAAGAGGCUUACGGUCCCCCUGGGGGAAGUAAGGCUGACAUGCUCGAGCUGAUUUUGAGACAAGCUGACUGAGAGGCAUGGGGGCAGUGUUUGGAAGGGCGCGCGUAGCUUCCAGCUGGACCAGCCAGGAGCAACCAUCCAUGGGGCCUUGGUCUCUCCUGUCUGGGAGUGCAGGCGAUGCGGGAGACAUGGGCGCUGCAGUGUGGCGCUCCGGCAUAGCCGGAUGGUGUCAGGGAAGGCUCCAAUGGAAACAGGAGCUUGGGUCACGGCAGGUUGGGAACUAUAAGCGGACCGUGAAGCGGAUUGACGAUGGCCACCGCCUGUGCAGUGACCUCAUGAACUGCCUGCACGAACGGGCACGCAUUGAGAAGGCAUACGCACAGCAGCUCACCGAGUGGGCCCGGCGCUGGAGGCAGCUUGUGGAGAAGGGGCCACAGUAUGGGACGGUGGAGAAGGCCUGGAUGGCCAUGAUGUCCGAGGCUGAGAGGGUGAGCGAGCUGCACCUCGAGGUGAAGGCCUCGCUGAUGAAUGAAGACUUUGAGAAGAUCAAGAACUGGCAGAAGGAAGCCUUUCACAAGCAGAUGAUGGGGGGCUUUAAGGAGACCAAGGAAGCUGAGGACGGCUUUCGAAAGGCACAGAAGCCCUGGGCCAAGAAGCUGAAAGAGGUGGAGGCAGCAAAGAAAGCCCACCACACAGCGUGCAAAGAGGAGAAGUUGGCCAUCUCACGAGAGGCCAACAGCAAAGCAGACCCGUCCCUCAACCCUGAACAGCUUAAGAAAUUGCAAGACAAAGUAGAAAAAUGCAAGCAAGAUGUCCUUAAGACCAAAGAGAAGUAUGAGAAGUCCCUGAAGGAGCUUGACCAGAGCACACCCCAGUACAUGGAGAACAUGGAGCAGGUGUUUGAACAGUGCCAGCAAUUUGAGGAGAAACGCCUGCGCUUCUUCCGGGAGGUUCUGCUGGAGGUUCAGAAGCACCUAGACCUGUCCAAUGUGGCCAGCUACAAAACCAUUUACCGCGACCUGGAGCAGAGCAUCAGGGCAGCCGACGCGGUGGAGGACCUGAGGUGGUUCAGAGCCAAUCAUGGGCCCGGCAUGGCCAUGAACUGGCCGCAGUUUGAGGAUGAAGAGUGGUCUGCAGACCUGAAUCGAACUCUCAGCCGGAGAGAGAAGAAGAAGACUGCUGACGGUGUCACCCUGACAGGCAUCAACCAGACAGGCGACCAGUCUCUGCAGAACAAGCCCGGCAGCAACCUUAGUGUCCCGAGCAACCCUGUGCAAUCCGCGCAGUCACAGUCCAGCUACAACCCCUUCGAGGACGAGGACGACACGGGCAGCACCGUCAGUGAGAAGGAGGACAUUAAGACCAAAAAUGUGAGCAGCUUUGAGAAGACCCAGAGCUACCCCACUGACUGGUCAGAUGAUGAGUCCAACAACCCCUUCUCCUCCACGGAUGCCAACGGGGAUUCAAACCCAUUCGACGAGGACACCACUUCAGGGAUGGAAGUGCGAGUCCGGGCCCUUUAUGACUACGAGGGCCAGGAGCAUGACGAGCUGAGCUUCAAGGCUGGGGAUGAGCUGACCAAGAUGGAGGAUGAAGAUGAGCAAGGCUGGUGCAAGGGACGCUUGGACAGUGGGCAGGUUGGCCUGUACCCUGCGAAUUACGUCGAGGCGAUCCAGUGACGGGCUAUGGGGCAGGCCGGCAGACGGACGGAGGUGGCGGGCCAGGAGCUGCGGUGCCUCCAGCGGGCCACAUGGGCAUCCACUCGUGUUCCCGCAGAAGAUGAAGGUUCCGUUGUUCUUGGCUUCAGGGUGUCCCUGGCAGGCGGAUGAGCUGGUCACUUCACUGGGGACGCGGCACCUUUCCGAGUGCAGCUGGAGCAUCUGAGCGGAACAGCAGAGAAGGAGCCGGCCCUGCCGCCGCCCGCCGCGUCCGCUGGCUUAUCAUGGAUCUGUAUGCUCUUGACCUUGUCUCCUCUCCUCCGAGUCAAUGGGUUACGCUGAUUCUAGUUCACUGAUCACUUUCUCUGGCGAGUCCUGUCACUUGCAACUUAAAUGAACAAACUUACAUGCCAUUCUCUGAGUAAAGAUUUUGAGGUUUUUAAUUUAAAGGCUGUGUACAGUUAUACUUUUUUUAUACCUGUUCUUCCAUUCAUUCAUACUUAAAUUGCCACACAGAUGGAUGGACACCAGUCUCCAGGAAUCACUGUCUCCGUCUCUGUGCUACACUGUUAACCAGCCGCCUCUGUGCGGAGUGAGCGGUGGGAGACUGUCGCAGAAAGGUGGGCGCAUGUCACGGGCUCCUACCGUGCGCGCCCUCUGUGCUCCAGGCGUCUGAACGCAAGUGUCGGAUACAGCCGUACGCAGUGCUCCCUAAAUCGCCAUAUUUAAAAAUCGUCACUCUAAUCUUGCUUAAAACUUUACUCUCUUACAAAUUAACAGUCUUAUCAGUGAUUUGGAAGGUUAAAAAGUAAGAAGACUAACUUUUCAAGCAAACGCAUCUGUCUCUGUGUAUAUCUGUGUAUAUUAUUCGUGUCCAGAGAAAUCUAAAAAGCUUGUCUACUGUUUUAAUGAGAUUUGACGGCUUUUGACAGUGGCUUUCAUUUGUAAAGUGCGUGAAGUCUGCGGCAUCCAGGCACAGGCCUGGCUGGCCGCUGGCCCUGGCCCAGGCACAGAUGUGGGCGCUGGGCCCCUCCGCGAUGGAGACGCUGGAGGGAGACUUGGCCUUGCGGCUUCACUCUUAGGCCCGUAGCAGAACACUGUAAAACGCCCAUGUCUUUGCAGCCGUCGCACGCUUCCCAGCCAUCUGUGUUCCUUGUGGGCAAACAAAAGCUGGAUCUCACCCACAGCACAGGCCUCUCUGAAUGUCCUUAGUCGCCAGAGAGCCAGGGGUGCUGUGGCCAGAGCUACACUGUGGUCACGUGGCCGGCGGGUGGGGCCGGGCAAGAUUCUAUUUUAUGUAACUCAGACGCGGUGCCGCCCCCGCCGCCAUCACGAGCUAUGCAUUUCCGCCCUUUCCAGCGAGCUCGGCGUCUUGCUCGGAAAGUGGACGUGUGUCUGUGUCUGUCAUGGAACUUACCAGCAGAAACCCUCAAUCCUAUGCUACAGAUUUACCAAAAAUUGUUGUCUUUUAAGUUUCGUUCCUUUAAAAUGUAUAGUAUUUUAGGAGAAAGCAAUAAACAGUUGAUCUUGUGCAUA